Molecule: messenger RNA, 2508 nt
Organism: Mauremys reevesii (Reeves's turtle)
Lineage: Eukaryota; Metazoa; Chordata; Testudines; Geoemydidae
Product: maestro heat-like repeat-containing protein family member 7
Exons: 21
Coding region: 14-2461 (815 amino acids)
Cellular component (GO): cytoplasm
Source: RefSeq, a predicted model, not a curated record
CUUCCGGAACUGGAUGGCUGAGGAAGUCCCCAGGGGCCCCUCAAAGCUCAUGCGUGCCUGGUUGGAGAUGAAACCUCCCCCAUGGGAGAGUUGGGAAAAGUUUCCACAGCUGAAGCAGGAGCCUCAGCCCUUCCAUGCCGAUUCACCAGCCUACUGUAACGCCUGCUUUAGGAGGCUAGACUGGGAGGACAAAGAGGCCCUGGACUACAUCGACGCCUUUCUCACGAGCAAUGAACAGGACGAGGCCAAGAAACUCAAGUUCUUGGAUUCCAUCAGCACCCUCAGAAGCCUGCCUGCUUUUAUGGACAAAGUUCUGCUAGUGGAGAAGAUAACGGAGCUGAUUGAUCACGAGUCCGUCGACUCCCUGACCGGCGUGAUGCGUCAGCAAGCAAUGCUCGCCAUCAUGAAGCUGAGCAAAAUGAAGCUACCGCUGCUGGUCCUGACACAACCCAGCCUGCUCACCACCUGCUUCUCCAGCAUCUUCUCCCUGCCUCCAGCACACACCAUGGAGGAGGUGGAGGCUGCUCUCUACAACAAAACGCUGAAAACCAUGGAUGAGAUGCUGAAGGCCUUGAUGUGUGAGGAUAAGGAGCCCAACCUUGUGGUGCUGCAAAACAUCGUGAAGGUCCUGCUCCCCUGGACUACAUCCAAGGAGGCACAUGAGCGGCUGAGGGCAGUGGGAAGGAUCAGGUGGCUUAUGGAACUCAUGGGGUCUCAGCGCAAAUUCCAGAUUUUUGGGAAGUACUUCGACCCGUCUGAAGGCAUGGACUUUCUCCUCACUGCUAUCAACGGCAUGAGAGACUCCAGCGUCCAUGACGCAGUGACGGCCAGGAACAUGCUGCAUACGAUCCUGGAGGUUCCCGGCCUCAGCUUGUGGAGGGUGUCAGAGGCUGUGAGGAGCAUUCAUAACCACCUGGACUCCAUCAGCGAGCCACUUGCCCGGCAGGAGCAGCGCAGGGCCCUUCUCCUGCUGGGCUACCGGUUCAGCGAGGAGGUGGUCAGAACCCUGCUGGGCUGCUCACUGUCAUGUGACAGUGUUGCUGCGGAGAUGUGGAAGAUGCUGACAUCCCAGCCCAAGACCACAAGAAAGAUCCUUGGGGAGCUGGUCAGCAGGCUGCAGGAGCCGGCUCGGCGACGGCAUCAGCUCUCUGAGAGACCGGCUGGCUUCCCCCCCUUGGCCCUGCAGGCCACAAGAGCCCUGUAUGUGAUCCUGCAGGAGCAGGCCUGCAGGCAGGAGGUGAAGGAGCUCUUCCCUCAGCUCUACGUCGCGCUGCUCUUCCACGUCACCCACACAGUGCAGCACACUGCUUCGCAGGAGAGGGAGCAUAACCAGGAGGACACGGCCGCACCCCUCAGCCCCGUCAGGUUCGCGGUGAAGGCCAUGGAAGCUUUGCUUCUAUGCGCUGGCUACAAGGAGCAGGUCACCUUCAUGAUGAAGCAGGGCGGCUGGGACCUGCUCAUGAGCUCUGACACGCACCACAAAGGUGUCUGCCUGCUUGCCCGGGCCAUGGUUUCGCUCAAUUUCCAGGAGCGAAACUGGAUUUUCUACCAUCUGAUGGCCAUCCUCAGCGAUCGGGACGAUAGGCGGUACGUCCCGGCCGUGGCGCUCUUCAUUCAGCUCCUCCAGUGCCCUGACCUUGGCUACGGGCUGGAAGACGCCAUCGUGGAGGAGAUGAGCAGGCAGCUGAGAGACCACCAGACCGUGGUGCGCUGGUUGGGGCUCAAAGGCCUCCUCAAUCUGGCCCGUCUCCCAGAGAAGGUGGGGAAACUCCAGCGUCUGCUGCCAGAUGUCCUGGAGCGACUCCAGGAGGUAGACAGAGCCCUCAUCCGCAAGGCCAUCGCCGUGCUGAAACACCUCCUCACCGGCAUGGACAGGCAGAGCGCCAGCUGCGCGGCUGUGCAAGUGGCUGAGCAACUCCUGCCAUUGUUUGAUGAUGUGACCAGCAAGCUCCGGGUGCUCUCCAUCACCCUUUUUAAAGACCUGCUGGAGCUUGUAAGGUGGACCAACCGGAGUGUGUUGGGACACCUCAGCAGUGCCGCCCAAUUCCUGAGGUGGCACCAGCUCAGUGGCCUCAUCCAGCACAAGGAAACCUGGCGAAUCUGUGACUGCCUGGUGAGGCGCUACAACGGGAGAGCUGAUGACUUCCUGUGCCAGACCAUGGCCUUCCUGCAGAACCCACAGACUCCAGUUAGGGAAGCAGCCAUCAGGUUCCUAGGGCUCACUGCCCGGCAGCUGGACCAGGGGAGCCAGAACAAGUUGAACGCCAUCUGCAAGAACCUCAAAGGCUUGCAGCAGGACAGCAAGUCCUCAGUCCGAUGCCUGGCUUCUCAGACUAUUUUCAUCCUGGAGGCGUUCAAGAACCAGCCUCCAGCCUGCUGCGGCCUAUGGACAUUGGUCCAUAGGAUAACAACAAUGUGCACUGAGGAUAGCCCGCUCAUUGAAGCUGCCCAGCUGCCCUAGCUCUGGGAAAAGCAAGCCUCCCUUCUCUGGGGGCUUGGUGCAUCCGA